Molecule: messenger RNA, 2287 nt
Organism: Panicum hallii
Lineage: Eukaryota; Viridiplantae; Streptophyta; Magnoliopsida; Poales; Poaceae
Product: WRKY transcription factor WRKY24-like
Exons: 4
Coding region: 150-1955 (601 amino acids)
Biological process (GO): regulation of DNA-templated transcription
Molecular function (GO): DNA-binding transcription factor activity; sequence-specific DNA binding
Source: RefSeq, a predicted model, not a curated record
GCCACGUGGGCGGAGGGGCGCGCUCCCAUUGGUGGGUGCGGAUCGGCGGGCAGGGAAAGUGCGGCCGCGGCCUCGCCCCGCAGCCGCCAGUCAGAGAAGCCCUCCCCCGGCGCUGACCGGUCAACGGUCAAACUUUCAAACCUCUAUAUAUGCCGCGGCAGGUCGGUCUCGGGAUCGCCAUCCUGCACCGGCUGCCUUGCCUAGCUCCCCUCUCCUCACCGGCAGCCUCCUCGUCUGAGCCGCCUCCGCGCCUCCCUCCGCCGAUGACCUCGACGCCGGGGAGCUUUGGAACGCUGGCGAACACCGGACCCGUCGCGCUCUCGUUCGCGACCAGCUCCUUCGCCAGCUUUCUUGGCGCCCCGGCUUCUGGCGGAGCAGACAGCGGUGGGCUGUCCAAGUUCAAGGCCAUGCCGCCGCCGUCCCUCCCGCUGUCGCACCCGCCGGCGUCGCCGUCGUCGUUCCUCAACGCGUUCUCCGGCUUCCUCGACUCGCCGAUCCUCCUAACGCCCAGCUUGUUCCCCUCGCCGACGACGGGCGCGAUCCCGUCGGAGCCCUUCAACUGGAUGGGCACGUCGGAGACCCCGCAGACCGGCGUAAAGGAUGAGCAGCGGCAGUACACCGACUUCACGUUCCAGACGGCGGCGCCCGUGCCGGAAACGACGGUGGCCGGAGCCGCGCAGACUGCGUCCUUCCCGCAAUCGUCGUCCAUGCUGAUGGCGCCAUUGGGUGGACUUGGAUAUUCGUACAACGGCGAGCUGCAGCAACAGCAGCCAUGGAGCUACCAGGAGCCCACCGCGCAAUUCGAGGCGCCGUCGGCGACGGCGACGCAGCCUGACAUGCUCGGGAACGGCGCGGCGCCCGCGGCGGUUCCCGGGUUCCGCGAGCAGAGCAACCGGCCGUCGUCGGACGACGGCUACAACUGGCGCAAGUACGGGCAGAAGAACAUGAAGGGGAGCGAGAACCCGCGCAGCUACUACAAGUGCAGCUUCCCCGGCUGCCCGACCAAGAAGAAGGUGGAGCGGUCGCCGGACGGGCAGGUCACCGAGAUCGUGUACAAGGGCACGCACAACCACCCCAAGCCGCAGAGCACGCGCCGGAACUCCAGCUCGGCCCCGGCGCCGGCGGUAUCGUCGUACGUGCUGCAGAGCGCCAGCGACGCGGCGGCGGAGCACUCCUUCGGCGCGCUGUCCGGCACGCCCGUGGCGACGCCCGAGAACUCGUCGGGGUCGUUCGGGGACGACGAGAUCAACGGCGUGAGCUCGCGGCUCGCCGGUAACUUCGGCGCCGAGGAGCUCGAUGACGACGAACCCGACUCCAAGAAAUGGAGGAAAGACGGCGGCGACGGCGAGGCGGUCUCGGUGGCUGGGAACCGGACGGUGCGGGAGCCGAGGGUCGUCGUGCAGACGAUGAGCGACAUCGACGUCCUCGACGACGGCUACCGGUGGCGCAAGUACGGGCAGAAGGUGGUGAAGGGCAACCCGAACCCCCGGAGCUACUACAAGUGCACGACGGCGGGGUGCCCCGUGCGGAAGCACGUGGAGCGCGCGUGCCACGACACCCGCGCCGUGGUCACCACCUACGAGGGCAAGCACAACCAUGACGUGCCCCCUGCGCGCGGCAGCAGCGCCUCGCUCUACCGCGCCGCGCUGGCGGCGCAGCAGGCCGCGGGGUACCACCAGCAGGGCGCCCGCGUCGCCGCCCCGACGACCGACGGGCGGUUCGGCUUCGGCGCCGGCAGCGGCCACGGUGCGUUCUGCGGCGGCCUGCUCGACGGCGGCGCGCCGACGCAGGCCGCGGACGGCGGCUUCGCCCUGUCCGGGUUCGGCAAUGGUUCGGCGUACUCUUACACGAGCCAGCAGCAGCAGCAGAGCGAGGCGAUGUACUACGCCGGCCCAUCAGCCAAGGACGAGCCACGAGACGACAUGUCGUUUUUCGAGCAGCCAUUGCUGUUCUGAUGACCGGAUGAACCACUGCCAAAAGCCCAAAAACGAUUGGCAAGACAUGGUCGUACUCGUGGUUCUUUUUGACUCGGCAGAUUAUGUACACACUAUCAUAGUAGUUCGUUGAUUUGUUUGGAGGCCCUAGCUCUGCAGGCAUCUGCAGAAGGGGUAACCUCCUGUAACAUGUACAAGAAACGUAAGUAGGACACAUCACACACUGGCGUAGGAAGCAAGGCCAUGGCACAUGUUUUUCAGCAGCUUGACUGCAAUUCUUUUUACCAAUGAAAAAGUUGUUGUAAGUUCUCAGAUCUUAGCAUGUGAAAGAAAAUGAAUGUUCAGUUCAUGUA